Knipowitschia caucasica is the source of this 231-nucleotide messenger RNA. Lineage: Eukaryota; Metazoa; Chordata; Actinopteri; Gobiiformes; Gobiidae. The record is from the annotation of a GenBank genome assembly.
AUGUGGCAGGACAAUGGUGGCGUGUGUGUUUUGACUCAGGGGGUGUGGGGGGGCUGGACUGUCCCGCUGCGGCCUGGCAUGGACCCCAUCACGUGGGCCCCUCCCUCAGAGAAAACACUUCCCAAACACAAAGAGCUAGUGGGAAAAGUCAAAUCUAAAGGCGUCAUGUGUCCGAGCUGCUGCUUUCAGCUCGUGCCACGUCUGCUGUUCCUUAAUUUAGACCUGGAUUAA